AUUGUUAGCAAAUAGGAACGAUGUUUCAUUUUAUUUUACGUGUAACUACUAAAAAAAUUAAAAUAUAAAAAGUAGAUUUAAAAAAAAAAAUCUUUAAAUUCAUUUUGCUUUUUCUCUAUUUGUAAUAUCUAAAGAUAAUACGGAGUUAUUAUAGGUCAUGAAACGAAUUAUAUUUCAGUUGUUUGCUGCAUUUGUUGUUAUUAAUUUUAUCAAAUCGGAUAUUGAAAUAAGCUCUGAUGCGUUUCGCGUUUUUCAUCAAGAACAAAUAACAACACGAGAAAACUAUAUUAAACUUCGGUUCAAAACAAUUGAAGCGACAGGCUUAAUUAUGUUAGCUCAAGGAGCUGAUAAGGAGCGCUUUUUGUCAAUGGAAUUGUUCAGGGGAAAAAUAAGAAUUGCGGCAAACUUUGGAAACGGACCUUUAAAUCAACUUCGUCCUGUAAAUGGAUUUUAUGAAAUGUAUCUUGGAAUAGAUCUGGCUGAUAACAAAUGGCAUACUGUAGAAUUUAUACGAAACGUGAGAGACAAUAUUAUUUAUAUAGACCGUGGUCGAGGAAAAAUGGAAAAGUAUUCUUUUGUUCUUUCGCCACCUACUUAUAUUGAGUUACCUAUCUCAAUGAUAACGUUUGGUGGAUAUUACUCGUUCCAGGCUUCUGAAAUAAGCAUGCAAAAAUCUUUAUCACGUAAAGGGAUUAAAGCUUGCUUUAACGAAGCUGUUUUUAGUCAACAUUUGCCAGAAACUAAUGGUAAAACUUACGACUUUUUAGUUAUGAAUUCUCCUAACUAUAAGCAUAUAGGGGAACCGGCUAUACCUUGUGCUGACUUACAAUAUUCUCCGUUGUAUUUUCCUUCAUCUGCUGUUCAUAUUGCUUUCACACAAAACUAUACAAUACAGUCGAUGAAAAUCUCUUUGAAAUUUCGAACUGUUAUAAACGAGCAAAUACUUGCAAACUAUACUACAAUAGAUACAGGUGAUAUGAUCCAGUUAAUUAUUGACAGAAAAGGACGAGUUGGAGUUAGUGUUGGAUUUAAAGGAAAUAUUCAGAUCAUUCAAACGGCAACAGAAAACUAUCAUGAUGGACAGUGGCACAACGCAUCUUUUGAAAUCGACAAUGUUCCUGCAACUGAUGGUACGUAUAUUAUCAAGUUUACAGUUGAUGGAAAAACAAGACUAUCAAAUUUAAACAAUGUUUUUUAUUUUAAUGGAUAUAUAAAUAUUGGAUUUGGUUUCACUGGAUGCAUGAGAGACAUAAAAAUUAAUGAUGAUGAUAUUAAAAGUGUACGAAAAGAUUUAAAAGAUACAAAGCAUUUUUUUACUUACAACGAUGAAGGUGUUGUGUAUAACUCGUGCACAUUAAAAGAUUAUUGCAAUCCAAAUCCAUGUCAAAACGGCGCAAGCUGUAAUCAGACGGAAGAUAAUAUAAAGUGUGAUUGCCAGAAUACACUAUACGAAGGUUCUACAUGUCACAGGCCUCGUUUUAACUACACAUGUGCUGGUGUAAAAAAAUCAGGAGAAAAAAGAAGCGAUGUUUAUUAUAUUGAUUUUGAUGGCAUGGGACCAAUGCAGCCUGUUCUGGCUCUGUGUAUUCUUGGUAGAACUAUUGAAAGUAGUAUAACUCAAAUAAACAAUACAAAUUACAACGAUAAAGAUGUCACUACUGCUUCAGGAAAAAAUAACUUUGACAUUGAUUAUGCAGCAAACAUAGUCCAGAUGAGAGAGCUAAUCUUAAAUAGUGCUUAUUGUGAACAGUAUAUUAAAUACACGUGUUUAGGAACUCCAAUAUUUAGAUCUCCCGAAGGUCCACCUUCUGUUCGUUGGAUGGGAGGUGAUGACAUUCUUCAUUACUAUUGGGGAGGAGCAAAAAAUAAUCGUGGUUAUUGUGCAUGUGGUCUUGACCAAACAUGUUUUAACGUAGGUAAAUAUUGUAAUUGUGAUGAUUUAAGUGCGUACCAAAGUCUUGUUGAUGAUGGUAAUUUAACAAUAAAAGAGCAUCUUCCAGUUCGUCAAGUUCAAUUUGAUCAAGUCUUAAAGGGCUCUGUCACGGCUCAACUACGAGUUGAUCAUUUAAGAUGUACUGGAUCAGGUGCAAGAGAAGUAGCAGCUACUUUUAGAAAGCCAUAUUCUUUUUUAUCAGUCUACUUUCCUGAUCAGCCAUUUGACAAUAUAUAUGCAGGUGGUGUAUCUUUUGAAUUCAAAACUUCGGUUGCCUAUAAUUAUCUAACUUUGGUAAAUGCCUAUGGACCAUUUUCUGGAGAUUACCUCAAAAUAAUGAUAUGGUCUAGAACCCUGAUACGAGUGCUUUUAAACUUUGGUUUUGGAGAAAUUAAACAAGAUGUUGACAUUGAAAAAAUUGGUAGGUACAUUGAUGAUAAUGAAUGGCACGAAUUUGAUUUAAUGUUCAAUAUGAAAGAAGUUAAUGUAACACUUGAUGGCAUUCUUAUGAUACACGGAUUACCUCUACAAGAUGAUCCGGUUCAACUUAAUGUAGAUGGAAGACCAAUGUAUAUAGGUGGCAGUUAUUACGAUGAGUAUGGGUUCGUUGGUUGUAUACGUAGUCUGUAUAUCAAUGGACGGAUUUCUAAUAUUCACCACAUUGCUGAAGGACAAGAAGAUUACGGUGUAUACCCAGGGUGUGGUUCUGCAUGCAUUUUAUUAAACAAACCAUGCAAUUAUGGAGAAUGCAUAGAUUAUUAUAAUGCUUUUCAAUGUAAUUGUUCAAUAUCGCCGUACGACGGAAAAUAUUGCCAAAACGAAACAUAUCCAAUGAAAUUCUCAGGGGAUCAAUUUAUAUCAUAUGACCUACUGAAAGCCAAUAAUAGUGUUAACGAUUCCGUAGCAACUGCCACGUUUGUUAUAGGUUUUAAAACUACCGAAGAAAACGUAGUACUAGCUCAAUUAAGCGGACGUAAUGGACGUCACAUUUCUCUUGCAUUAUCUAGUGGAUAUUUGACAUUAUUUUAUUCCUUCAAAAAUAAAAUUACCCUUUCAAAUGGACUUAUUGCAGAUACAGAAACUCGAACUCUGACUAUUUUAGAACGCAAAUUAAGCAAUAAUCAACACAACGUAGCAAGAGUCAAGUUUUCCACAAAUGAAGUGUACCUGAGUGUGCCAAAUUAUGAUUUAAAAGUUAGUGAAAAUAUUAUUGAGCGCUACAUUGAUGAAAAUAACAAAAAUUUAGGUACCGCAAUUGAUACCUUUGGAGUAGCAACUAGUUUUAGAGUUGGAAAAAUUAUUAACAACGGAAUAAAGGCGGAUCCUUUUUUAUUAUCUACUUCGUUCGUUGGGUGCAUGAGUGGAGCUAAAUUAGUAAUUCAUCCUCUUCCAAGCGCAACAAUGCGUUUUCAAACAACUGUCGAAUUUGACUUGUUUAAGCAAAUACAAAUGAAACCUGCCACGUCAGACUCUGACUCUAAUCCGUCUGGACAAUUUCCCACUCCUACUUCUAAUUGUGGUCCAGAAAUGCCAAUUCCAGGUGAACUGCCAACAGUUGGACCUAAAAGACAAUUUUUUACGCUUUCGCCAGGAUUAGACAAUUCAAUACAUUUAACAAAAGUAAACACUCGAGUAAUCCUUUUCAUUAUUUCUCUAAUUCUAAUUGUUUUGUUGUUUGGACUAUUUUAUGUUAUAUAUAUUUGGCUAGAAAAAAUUUCAGUUCGAUAUAAUAAACUUAAACAGAACACUAAAACAACAAAUCCAGCAGGUAGUUUUCAACAAAGAAGUUUAAAUAUGUUUUUAUGAGAUUUUGUUAUUUUGGUUUUAUAAGGCUUUGUAGAAAGUAAUUUUAUAUAAUUUUUUAAAAAAACUUUUUUUUUUAAUACUGUAAAAAUUCUUUUUUAUAUUUGUUACUAGUAUUUGUUUUCUUAAUAGUUUAAAAAAAAAACUACUUGUGUACUUUACAACAGCUAAUUGUGUACUUUACAACAGCUUCUUGUGUACUUUACAACAGCUACUUGUGUACUUUACAACAGCUACUUGUGUACUUUAGAUUACUCUGUACUUUACUGUGUUUUAUUUCUUCCAGGAAUAUUUUAUAAAUAUCAAGUAAAGCUAUAUA
This is a messenger RNA of Hydra vulgaris (swiftwater hydra), 4055 nucleotides long. RefSeq names its product contactin-associated protein like 5-3. The record is from RefSeq and is a predicted model, not a curated record. Lineage: Eukaryota; Metazoa; Cnidaria; Hydrozoa; Anthoathecata; Hydridae.